AGUGUGACAGCAGCACAGCACAAUAUGUGGUGGAGAGUUUGCAGCUUGCUGGCUUGGUUCCCCUUACGAGACGCCUUUCUGACUAACCACACAGAAACCAUCACUGUGGAGGAAGGCCAGAUGCUCACUCUGAAGUGUGUUGUUUCUCAGGCGAAGACUGCCUCCCUGCAGUGGCUGGCCCCAUCUGGGUUCACCAUUUUUUUAAAUGAGCAUCCUGCUUUGAAAAAUUCCAAAUACCAGCUUCUUCAUCACUCCUCAAAUCAGCUCUCCAUCAGCGUGACUAACGUAACCACACAAGAUGAAGGCCUGUACAAGUGUUUACAUUACAGCAACUCUGUGAGAACAAAGGAAGUGAAAGUGAUUGUGCUGGCAACUCCUUUCAAGCCAACUCUGGAAGCUUCAGUCAUCAGAAAGCAAAAUGGAGAAGAACAUGUUAUACUAAAAUGCUCCACCAUGAGAAGCAAGCCCCCCCCGCAGAUAACCUGGCUGUUCGGAAACGACAUAGAGCUCUAUGGUAAAACUCACCAUGAAUUUGAAAUUGAUGGGAAGAAAUGUAAUAGCAGUAGCACACUCAGAGUCCAUGCAUAUAGCAAAAACUCAACAGUGGACUGCAUUAUCCGACACAAAGGCCUGCAAGGAAGAAAACUGGUAGCAUCUUUUCAGUUUAAAGAUUUAGUUCCUGAUCAAGAGACAACUUCAGAUGUCCUGGAGAAGGGCUCUCCAUCCUCUCAAGAUCCUCAGUGGCCCACUAGUACUGUUGCAGUACUAGAAGAUUCUAGUACAUCAGAGAUUGACAAAAAAGAAGAAGAACACACCACACAAGACCCUGACUUGACCACUGGAGCAAAUCCUCAGUAUUUAGGAUUGAUGAGGAAGAAAAGUGGUAUACUGCUGCUCACUCUCGUGUCCUUCCUCAUUUUCAUACUCUUCAUUAUCGUCCAGCUCUUCAUAAUGAAGCUUCGGAAAGCACACGUGAUCUGGAAAAAAGAAAAUGAAAUUUCAGAACACACUCUAGAAAGUUACAAGUCAAGGUCAAAUAAUGAAGAAACAUCAUCCCAAGAGAAAAAUGACCAAACUUCCCAUUCUAAGAGCUGCAUGAACUACAUCACACAGUUGUACUCAGAAGCAAAAACAAAGAAGAAGAAAAAUGCACAACAUUUAAAGUUAAAAGGAGAACAUGCUCAUAUACCAGAGAGCAUUGUGUAGUGCUCCCUGCAAUAGAAAAUAUGAUUUCAAGGCAACCAUAGUGUUACCUAAGUGGACAACUUAUGAGAAGGAGCAUGAUUACUGUGACAGGAAAAACGGACUUUUAAGUGCAAUGCAAGGUGGUAUCCUCCCAUGGUAACCUGCCCUGGAUUCAGAGCAGCAAAAUGAAGACCAAACCAUGGACUUAAGGCUUUGUAUUUUAAAAAACAAGUAAAUAACCUGUUAUGAUUGACACUACUUCAGAGCAGGAAGAUUCUGCUAAGCCUUGGGAUCGGGGUCAAUGUGACCAACUAGCAUCUUACUGUGAAGGGAGCAGGAAUUUUUAGAUGGGAUUAGUGGAACGAAACUAAUUUUAUUUAAUCUUUCCUUUUGGUCUCCAAAUAAAGAGCUUUGGGAUGAAAAGGACAUAAAAAAGUUCUCUAGUCCUAGAAGCUUACUUUCAAGACAAUUUUAAAAUGUAACCAGCAGGUAAACUGUCAGGGGAGAAUGGCACAUAAACAAUGAAUGAGUCAGAUGUGCAUGACCACCCUGAGACAAGUAUGAGUUCAAGGUCGGUCCAAAGAUUCGAUUUUCUUGCUAAAUCACAAAAGCUGACCUGGUGACAAAGUUGUUGUUGU
Messenger RNA from Rhinolophus ferrumequinum (greater horseshoe bat), 1823 nucleotides. It is a transcript of the gene CRTAM, whose product is annotated as cytotoxic and regulatory T cell molecule. The record is from RefSeq and is a predicted model, not a curated record. Gene Ontology annotation, cellular component: plasma membrane. NCBI's taxonomy places the organism in Eukaryota, Metazoa, Chordata, Mammalia, Chiroptera, Rhinolophidae. Gene Ontology annotation, biological process: detection of tumor cell; positive regulation of natural killer cell mediated cytotoxicity directed against tumor cell target; cell recognition. The coding region runs from base 25 to 1206 and encodes 393 amino acids. The transcript has 10 exons. Gene Ontology annotation, molecular function: signaling receptor binding.